Messenger RNA from Trichechus manatus latirostris (Florida manatee), 3683 nucleotides. It is a transcript of the gene RNF141, whose product is annotated as ring finger protein 141. Lineage: Eukaryota; Metazoa; Chordata; Mammalia; Sirenia; Trichechidae. The record is from RefSeq and is a predicted model, not a curated record. Gene Ontology annotation, biological process: protein autoubiquitination. The transcript has 6 exons. The coding region runs from base 1410 to 1976 and encodes 188 amino acids. Gene Ontology annotation, molecular function: ubiquitin-protein transferase activity.
UAGAACUGCCCCCACAGGGUUUCCAAGGAGCGGCUGGUGGAUUUGAGCUGCCAGCCUUUUGGUUAGCAGCCGUAGCACUUAACCACUACACUGCCAGGGUUUCUGGACUUGAUAUUAGUACCCUUUAAAAGUGUGACUGCCUAGAGCUGAAUACAGAACUUCAAUAUGGUGUAAAACCAGUGCAGAGUAAAAUGGGACUGGUAGGUAGGCUCAUUGCUCUGGACAUCUGCUUCCAGCAAGAGUUUAGAAUUAUUUGAGCAUUUUUGGUGUCCCUAUUACACUGUCGACUUCUUUUGACUAAAACCCCCAGAUCUUUUAUAUUUUAACUGUUUUUAAGCACCUCUUCCUAUUGUGUUUUUUGUGCAUUUGGCUUUGAAAAUAUUCAGGAUUUAACUUUUAGUCAUUACAUGUAAUUUGCUUAGUUUCACUAAAUCAGUAUCUAUUUCAGUCUUAAUUCUGUUGUUCAGUGGAUAUUUUUCAUUCCUUCCAAUUUUGGUCAUCCACAGAUUGGGCAGGCAUGCAAUCUUUUCUUCAGGUCAUCAAUAAAAAUGUUAAACAACCCAUCUCGGUGCUAUUUAUCUUCUUCCUCUGCCUCUCCAUUUUAGUCAUGCUAGCCUUUUUUAUUGUUAUUACCUUAAAGGCACCAUAUCCUUCCUAUCUCAGGGACUUUCUAUAACUUCUGCCUGGAAUGUCCUCCCUGCAGUGUGACCCCACUCCUCUUCUCUGGCUAACUCUGACUGUCCUGAUCUCAAAUCAAAUGUUGCCCAGGGACUUUUUCCCUGACAGAAGACUAAGUCAAGUCCCCCUUUAUAGGUUUUCAUAGCAUCCUGUACUUGUUUGGCUUAGCACUUCUCAUUUUGUUAUUACAUAUUUCUGUGUGAUUACUCUCUCAUCCCCACUGUAUCACAUGCUCCAUGGGGGCAAGAGCCAUGUUUCUCUGGCUCACUGUUGUAUCCCCAGAACAGCACAGCACCAGGAGCAUGGUACUUGUUGAAUUUAAUUUUUUUUAAAAGUCCGUGUAACACAAUGGUUCCCUAACACCAGUCUGCAUCCUAACAGUUUUAACAAAUUUUGGAUUAGAAGAAGAAAAAUAAGGACACUGUAUACAUCAGUGUGAAGUUACUGCCUUCCUUGGGAAGGACUAUUUUUCUACCAUUAUAUCCUACAUUUUAGGUUAUGAAUAGCUCUUUUUAAAAUGAAAUAAUGGUUUUGUUAAAUUUAGGUUUUGUUUUGUUUUUGGAAACCAUCCUUACUUAGAAUAAAAAGAAAUGUGCAACAUCAUGUUGCUUUGAGAUUUUUCUAGUCUGUGAAAUCCAGAAAUCUGAUGUUGAAUACCACAGAGACCUCCUCCAGGAAACUAUGUGAAUGAAGCAACAUCCUUUCUGGAUUUUGCAAGACAUCACGUCAUCAUGGGACAGCAAAUUUCCGAUCAAACACAACUGGUUAUUGGCAAGUUGCCAGAAAAAGUAGCAAGACAUGUCACAUUGGUUCGAGAAAGUGGCUCCUUAACUUACGAAGAAUUUCUUGGGAGAGUAGCUGAACUUAAUGAUGUAACUGCUGAAGUGGCUGCUGGCCAGGAAAAACAUCUUCUCUUUGAAGUACAACCUGGGUCUGAUUCCUCUGCCUUGUGGAAAGUAGUUGUACGGGUGGUCUGUACCAAGGUGAGAUUGAUAGAGACUUACAACUCUGGUGGCCUGGCAGCCAGUAUAGUCCUAAGGGUGAAACAGCUGACUGACGAGGAGGAGUGCUGUAUCUGUAUGGAUGGUCGAGCUGACCUCAUUCUGCCUUGUGCUCACAGCUUUUGUCAGAAGUGCAUUGAUAAAUGGAGUGAUCGGCACAGGAAUUGCCCUAUCUGUCGCCUACAGAUGACUGGUGCAAAUGAAUCUUGGGUGGUGUCAGAUGCACCCACUGAAGAUGACAUGGCUAACUAUAUUCUUAACUUGGCUGACGAGGCAGGCCAGCCCCAUCGGCCGUGACCUUGGGAUGAAGAUCUUCUGUUGCUACUGUGGGCUAUAAACACUUUGGUCAUUGGUCAUGGGGGAAGAAUGCAGGAAUGUUGUGGCACAGACACAGGAAAACUAUUUUUCCCACCCUCUUAUUUUUGCUAUUCUGACAAAUUGUCCCGUUUCUUUUGAUAAACUUUCCAUGUCUUCCAUUUGUGGUAAACUAAAAUUUGCUACUGUCUUAGACCAUAUUGUUUUUUAUCUGUUCUAAUGUGUAUUAGAAUUCAUUGCUGUAUGAAUGCUUCGCUAAGGUAACAUCAGCAUUUCCAGAAGCUUCUGAAACACUACUAUUUUCCAGGGCAGGAGUGUUCUGGAAUAUUUUUAGUUAGGUUUAAAAUAAACCUUGAAUAUUAAAAAGACGUAGCCAUCUGAGAGAAAAAUUUAAAUGACUAAAAAUGUAGAAUACGUCAAAGUGCAUAUUACUACUUAGAACUAGUCUUUGUGCUGGACUUUAAGGAGUCUGUAUGCCCCCUUGUGGUUAAUUAUUGCUCCUAUAAUAUUUUUACUUGAAAUUAUCAACAAUUAUUUUGUAACUUUAGCAAUGAAUCUACAUAUUUUUAACUAAAAGUUUUUGGGUUUUUUUUGCCAUGCUGUCUAAUUUGAGUGACUAAUAUAAAGUUGGGCGUGACCUUGCCUUGUGAAUGGAUUUCUGCUUGGGAAUCUUCUUGGCUAUUCUGGAAAUGCUUUCCUACAGCUGGGAAACUAUUUUAAAUGGCUUUUGAUAAUGUUCACACUUACAGAGUUUCAGAAGGAAAUUUUUCUUCAUCACAGAUCCCAAAUUUUCUAUUUCCAAAUUAUGAUAAAUCAUUCAAUAUUAGUUCAUGGUGCUUUUUUUUUUCUUAAUUUGAAGGCAUCUUUCUGAGGUUCAUAUUUCUUAGAUUAAGAAAGAAGAAAACAAGAUAGAAAUUUUUCACCAUAUAUACAUAAAGCACUUCUGAAAGGAGAUAAUUUGGCUUUCUUACUGUUUCAUUGUACUUCCUUUGAAAUACUCUGAAAGAGUAUAGUAAUAAUGGAAUUAUGUCUCCAGUAGCAUCUCAACCAUUUUUUAAAAAUGUUGCUGAUAAAAUUUUUGCUUAGCAAAAUUUUUGUUUUAUAUUAAACAUUAACAUUUUAGCAUAUAAUAAAACUGACGUCUUUAAAAAGCAUUUUAACAUUCCAGGGAAAUUUUCUGAUCUAUAAUUGGUAAGUUGCAAAUAUUACUAUUUUUCUAAGUACUAAGGUAUACGAUUUUAAGUUGCUGUUUAUUAAGGACAGAAUUUUUGGAUCCUAGGAUUUUAAUAGGCAUACAAAUUAUAUAAUCUAGGACAAAUGUCUGAUGGAGAGUAGCUUCAUUUUGCUCACAGAAUACUGAUGACCUAAUCUGUUGACAUUCAUAAUGGGGGUAGUUAAGUACCAAAUGGCUAAAUACUCAUUAUAGAUGUUUAUGGAAGCAGAGUACUGGGGGCUCUAUCACUCUCACCUGGUAAUAUGUGACCUUAGAAAGGCCCUUCCUCUUGUUUUUAGGUUCCUAUGCGGUUUUCAUACGUUAUUUCAGCAGUGGAACCUUUAUUUUUCCCCAAGUAAAAUCUUACACAGAACCCGUACAUACAUACAUAUACACACACACACACACCCUACCCCACUAUAUAAAAGUCCUAUUUUAUUAAUAUAAGUUUCCUUAUACAUUAUACAAACUCUACA